UCGGCAUGUUUAGUCUUCCCCAAAGGUCCGCAGUCUCUGGUCAUCUCCUGUACUAUGUCCGUAAUCUCUGCUCAUCUCCUGUACUAUGUCUCUGGUCAUCUCCUGUGCUGUGUGCGCAGUCUCUGGUCAUCUCCUGUACUCUGUCCACAGUCUCUGGUCAUCUCCUGUACUAUGUCUGCAGUCUCUGGUCAUCUCCUGCACUGUGUCUGCAGUCUCUGGUCAUCUCCUGUACUGUGUCUGCAGUCUCCGGUCAUCUCCUGUACUGUGUCCGCAGUCUCUGGUCAUCUCCUGUACUGUGUCCGCAUCUCUGGUCAUCUCUUGUACUGUGUUCUCAGUCUCUGGUCAUCUCCUGUACUGUGUCUGCAGUCUCUGGUCAUCUCCCGUACUGUGUCCGCAGUCUCUGGUCAUCUCCGCAGUCUCUGGUCAUCUCUUGUACUGUGUUCUCAGUCUCUGGUCAUCUCCUGUACUGUGUCCGCAGUCUCUGGUCAUCCCCUGUACUAUGUCCGCAGUCUCUAGUCAUCUUCUGUACUAUGUCUGCAGUCUCUGGUCAUCUCCUGUACUAUGUCUGCAGUCUCUGGUCAUCUCCU
This is a messenger RNA of Staurois parvus, 587 nucleotides long. Lineage: Eukaryota; Metazoa; Chordata; Amphibia; Anura; Ranidae. The record is from the annotation of a GenBank genome assembly.